AUGAAGAGAAAAGUCAACCAAGUGCAUCCAAAUCUUAUUAGAUCUGAAGCCAGGGCGUGUGAUUUCACAAUUCACUGUUAUAAAGGUGAUAUUUUGAAGCUGUAUAACAAAUUAGAGAAUGAUCAAAAGAAAAUUUUGAAUCCCAUCAUGAUUGACAAUCAACCUGAGAUUCAAUGGUUUAUGAGACCUUAUUUGAUCGAUUUCUUGAUUGAAUUGCACAUCUUUUUUGAUUUGUCUCCAGAGACACUGUUUCUGGCCUCCUCCAUCGCAGACAGGUACUGUUCAAAGAGAAUUGUUUAUAAGAGACACUAUCAGCUAUUAAUAGCUACUAGUUUAUGGAUAGCUGCUAAAUAUCAGGAUAAAAAGACAAGAGUUCCAACUUUGAAAGAAUUGCAUUUGCUGUGUUAUCAGAUAUAUGAUCAACAAAUGUUUGUUCAAAUGGAAAAACAUAUUUUGAACACUUUAGAAUGGUCGAUCGGAGGACUUUUCACGAUUCAUGAUAGUUUGAAUCUGGUUCUUUCGACUAAAUGUUUCAAAAAUAUGUUGGAUAAUGAUAAAGAGUUCAAUUCCAUUAGAAUAAAUCAGUUGGUUUUGUUAUCCUCUUUCCUUUUGGACCUCUCGUUGUAUCAAAGGGAUUAUAUGCUAUAUGAUUCAUCUACUAGGACAAUCACCGCAAUCUUGUUGGCAUCACAAAUCCUAGACAUUCAUGACUUCCCAAAAUUUAUUAAUUCAGUCUUACAAACCCCAGCUACUCAUGUUGAUAACGAUAAUUACAAUACUAAUGACCCUGUUGAUGAAAAUACAUUCCCUUUCGAAUUCAUUGCUGGCGAUGAAUAUUAUGCUUCUACAUUCCAUAUCAAUUUAAAAAAUUCUAAUCUUAUCAAGAUCAGGAAAUGUCUCUUGCUUUAUCUAAACGAUUUGUUUGGACAAAAGGACACUAAUCACGGUAAAAGCAGAAGUAGCAAUGUUAACAAUCCAAAUAAUAAUCCUAACAAUAAAGAAAGAAUAUCAAAAGUUCUUUAUAAAAAAUACAAAUUUUUACCUGUAAAAGAUAUGAUAAAUGCAUUCGUUUCAAAAAACAUUGAACUCUAUCUUCAUUUGAAUAAAUUAAUGGAGUCAAGAAACGUGCUCAUUAAAAAUGGAAAUUUCGUUCAACCAUGGGUUAAUGAAUCUAUAAAUAUGUUUGUUGAUUAUUUUUCUGGUUUACAAUCAAUUCAUUAUGAUGAAGAUGACGAAUUUGAUGGAAACAACACAGCGAAUAUUCUUGAACCACCUGCUGCACAGCCAUUCAUAAGCACAAUAGAAGAAGACAUACAAAACAACACUAUAACGCCUCUACCAGUCUUAAUGCGUUCUGCCUCAAGUAUUUCUACAAUUGGUAAAACAAAUCCAAGCUCUGCCGUGUCAUCUAGAAGCUCAUCUGUAUUUUCUCAAUCUGCUUUCAGGUCUGAUUCACCUCAAUUCAUUGAUACUAUAACGCCUCUGUCAGCUACGAUGCCCGUCAAUCCAAACUUUAUGAAGUCAAAAAAACGCCUAUCUGUGGGCUCAUUUUGGAAUCCAAGCAACGGCAAUAUGUUUGUAAAUUUUAACCCAACAUUUGGGAAUGGCAGCAUAAAUAAUGUGAAUAACGAUCUUUCCAUUCCACCAACUCCAGUUUUUACAAAGCAUAAGCCAACACUCUCAUUUACGAAUUCUACCAGUUCAUUAUCCAACCAAUCUCCGGUUCUUUCUGCUACUUGGAAUAACAACUCACACAGUAAUAUAUAUUCAUUAAGGACAAACUCAAUUACAAAAACUAACAGGCAAAGAUAA
Molecule: messenger RNA, 1812 nt
Organism: Kazachstania africana CBS 2517
Lineage: Eukaryota; Fungi; Ascomycota; Saccharomycetes; Saccharomycetales; Saccharomycetaceae
Exons: 1
Coding region: 1-1812 (603 amino acids)
Biological process (GO): mitotic cell cycle phase transition; regulation of cyclin-dependent protein serine/threonine kinase activity
Cellular component (GO): cyclin-dependent protein kinase holoenzyme complex; centrosome; cytoplasm
Molecular function (GO): cyclin-dependent protein serine/threonine kinase regulator activity
Source: RefSeq, a predicted model, not a curated record